CGUCUCGGUUACUACAUUGCCCCCACCCCUACCACUGCUGCUGCUCCAGCAAGCAAAUCUAAUCAAGUUCUGCGCAUCUCGGUUGCCCUAUAAAUCCCAGCUGCCGCCUGCCUCUACCUCCAGUCCAGUAGCUCACCACUAGCUUCACUCUGCUCUGCUCCUCCAUCCACACGACACGCUGCUAGCAGCUUCUCUUCUCUCUUUUUUUAAAUAACAGAGCGCCGAGAGCGGUGACACUAGAACGUCGCGACCGCCGGCGCCAUGGCCACCUCCACCUUCUCGCUCUUCUUCCCGCCGCUGCCCAGCAGCAAAGGCCAGUGGCCGGUGGCUGAGGAAGCUGCCUACUCCUACGACGACCACAGCACCGUCACCACCCUCUCUCCUUCCUCCCCGGCCUCCUCUGCUUCCUCGGGAUCCCUGGUCGACUGCACGCUCUCCCUCGGCAUGCCGUCCUCGCGCCGCCCACAGCCUGACCGCAGGCCACCGCCGCAGGCAUACCCGUCCGUGUCCGCCGCGGCUGAGCCCUGCUACUACCACCAGCAGCAUGGUGGCAGGGGCGGCGCCGCCGGGCACGAGCAGCUCCUGGACCGCCGCUGCGCCAACUGCGGCACCGCGUCCACCCCGCUCUGGAGGAACGGCCCCCGCGGACCCAAGUCGCUGUGCAACGCGUGCGGCAUCAGGUUCAAGAAGGAGGAGCGGCGCGCGGCGGAGACCAACGGCGGCGGCGGGUGCGGCUACGUCGCGCAGCGGGCGCCCAUGUCGGCCCCUCGCGCCGUGCCGUACGCGGAGGAGGCGCUACCUUACGCCGGCGCCGUCGACGCGCCGUUCCUGGCGUGGCGGCUGAACGGCGUCCCGCCGGCGCCGGCGUUCUCGGCGUGGCCCGACAGGCAGCACGGCGUGUACCAGUACAACUAGCUUAGUAGCAGUGCGUGGUGUAGGUACGUGUUAGGACAUGGGACGCGGUUGGUGGGCGCUGCAACGUUUUUUUGGGGAUUUUGUUGGGGACGUACGGUUGCACGCGGCCGGUGGGAUAUGCAUGUGCAUGAGUAGUGGUAGUACUGGUACUGUAUUUUGUCUGGCAUUAUCGUCGAACAAGCCUAGUGUACUAAAUAUAUCAAGUACAUGUCGUUUGUAUUCUCAAGUUUCGAUGCUCUUGGGUUCGAAUUGAGGCGCAAAAUCGGUCUGAAUUUCGUCUCGCGAGCAGCCGGGAUAUGAAACUGGUGUUUAACGA
Molecule: messenger RNA, 1231 nt
Organism: Hordeum vulgare subsp. vulgare (domesticated barley)
Lineage: Eukaryota; Viridiplantae; Streptophyta; Magnoliopsida; Poales; Poaceae
Product: GATA transcription factor 15-like
Exons: 2
Coding region: 262-915 (217 amino acids)
Biological process (GO): regulation of DNA-templated transcription; flower development
Molecular function (GO): zinc ion binding; sequence-specific DNA binding; DNA-binding transcription factor activity
Source: RefSeq, a predicted model, not a curated record